UUGUAGAGAAGUCGGGAUCUAAUACAUCAUCAUCCUCUCAUGCUCCAGAAAGUCACCAUUGAAUAAACAUUCAUGUGUGAAAAAUUCAUGUCAAUCAGAUGAAUACAAAAAAGGAAAAACAAGGACGAAAUCAUGAAAAAUCUAUAGGAGCAAAUAUCUCAAAAAGUGUCUUUUACACUUAAAAAUUUUCACAAAAUCAAUAUAAACUCUGAUCAACUUUUGUUUGGUAUAAUUUCAAAGUACAGUAAUUGCCCGUGUAUCCGGAUCACCACUAUCCGGAAUUCGCUGCUCUCCGGAGCUGCCCCCAAGUGUAUUUUAAACAUGCUGUGUGUGAUCCCUUGAUCUGGCUAGGCAGCAGUACUUACUCCCAUCCCCACUCCACUCUAACCAGCCUGAAGAGACUGGAAGAGAGCUGGAGGGUUGCCAGGUCCACACUCUCUGACUCAAGAAAAACAAGGACAAACUCCAAGCCUACACUGUCAAAUUUUCUGUGGCCUCCAAGACAGGGAAGAGUGAGCAGAGAAAGGUGAUGGCCAAGCCAAAGAGCCAGGAGCUGGACAAGUGCGUGAUGCAGUGGUAUCUGCAGGAACAUGGCUGUAGGGUGGUGAGGGGGGCAUGAAUUAUGAUGGCAGCAGAGUGAUUUGCCAACAACACUGGACUGCAAAAUUUUAGUGCCUCCGACACCAUGGCCUGACAAAGAUGAAGGUUUAUGGUGAGACUCUGGUCGAUGACAAAGGUGCUGUCGAGCCCUCUUGAGAGGAGGUGAAGAGGCUUAUGCGUGAAGAGGGACUGUUGCUAGAAGAGAUUUAUAAUACAGACGAGACUGGCCUCUAGUACCGAUCAAUCCCAGACAAUAUGUUAGCCACUGAAUAAGAAAAUUUGGUCAGUGGAAGAAAAGUGAGCAAGGCAAGAAUUUCCGUGAUGUGUGCAGCAAAUGUCACUGGCUCGCACCGCCUGGUCACUUGUUGUCAGUAAAGCUAAGCAGCCAAGAUGCCUAAGGGGCCAUAUGAACAAGUUGCCUGUUGUCUAUGAUCAUUCAGCCAAGGCUUGGUUUACUGUGAGGAUUUUCAAGAACUGGUUUUUCAAUAAUUUUGUUUCACAAGUCAUCCGCUACCAGACACAAGUUCUAAAAGUCAACCGAGACCAGGUGAGGGCACUGCUACUCCUAGACAAUGCCCCAGCACAUCCUCCAUCUUCUGAACUUGUUGCAGAUCAUGGCCACAUCCAUGUCAAGUUCUUGCCUGCAAACACAAUAUUGCUUAUUCAGCAUAUGGACCAAGGCAUUAUUGUGGCCUUCAAGCAUCUGUACAGAACAAGAUUUUUAGAAGACAUGAUAGUUAUGAUUGAUGCAGAAGAAAAGAAUGUAGGUCAACUAACCUUAGACAAUCUGAAGAAAUACAACCGCAUGUCAGUGGUACACAACAUUGCAAAGGCCUGGGGUGACAUCAGCAUCUCUACUUUAGCCAGUGGCUGGAACACGUUACUACACGGAACUGACCCCGUGGUGUACUUUGAGGGCUUUGAGGCAGAUAACUUCUACUGUCGGCUGCAUGAGACAGGGGAACAAGUUAAACCAGAUGAUGUCCAAGACUGGCUUGACUGUGAUGAAGGUGACCCAGGCAUGCAAGUCCUAACUGAACAAGAAAUUGCUGAGACAGUGUUGCACUCAAACGGCUCCUGAGGAAGAUGACGAUGAUGAUCCCCUCCCUCCCAGGCCAUCAUUUACAACAGUAAGGGGAGGAAUUGAAGCUGCGCUGGAGUUUUGCGAACACCCUAAUUCAAAUGCAGAACUGCAGAGUUAUGCUCAAACUCUGAAAGUGAUUCGAGAGGCCAUCAUCAGGAUGCACAGCAAGUGGCCAUUGUGGCAAACAAGGCUUGACUCAUUUUUCAAGUCAACCACUCCUUUGCCACAUCCAUCAGCUACACUAGCCUCCCGCCCUUCAUCCGAGGAUUCCACUGAUUCUCCUUAGCCACUCUUCUGGUCUCCCUUGCCUGGUCCCAGCACCAGUCACACCCUCAGUCACCCAGCCACCCCAAUGCCAACUGGCCCAACUUGUAUUGAGAGAAAGAGAACACUUUCUGCACCACUUAAGGAGAUAAUGUUACAGGCUCAUUAUUUUUUUCUUUACAGUGGUUUCCCUUUAGGCCUAUAUCCACUGGCAUGAGGAGAAAAAUGAGCUUUAGUUAAAUUAGCAGAUGCCACUCGGCAUUGGGUCUAGUCAUCAAUCCACAAGCUUAAGAGUCUCCAUUUCCUGCAUUAUUGGCUCCCUCUUCCUUGUUAGCAUAUUUGUCAUUAAUCCCUUCAGUACAGUGACGCCUAUGUGGGCGUCAUGAAGCCCCAGUAGCAAAUACAGUGACGCCUACAUAGACGUCAUAUUUCUUUUCUGAGCUUUCUUCAGUUCAGUUG
This is a messenger RNA of Portunus trituberculatus (swimming crab), 2407 nucleotides long. Its product is annotated as tigger transposable element-derived protein 7-like. Gene Ontology annotation, cellular component: nucleus. The coding region runs from base 935 to 1681 and encodes 248 amino acids. The record is from RefSeq and is a predicted model, not a curated record. Gene Ontology annotation, molecular function: DNA binding. The transcript has 2 exons. NCBI's taxonomy places the organism in Eukaryota, Metazoa, Arthropoda, Malacostraca, Decapoda, Portunidae.